Messenger RNA from Cucumis melo (muskmelon), 1574 nucleotides. Its product is annotated as probable vacuolar amino acid transporter YPQ1. NCBI's taxonomy places the organism in Eukaryota, Viridiplantae, Streptophyta, Magnoliopsida, Cucurbitales, Cucurbitaceae. The transcript is spliced from 11 exons. The record is from RefSeq and is a predicted model, not a curated record. The coding region runs from base 94 to 1239 and encodes 381 amino acids.
GAAGAAGGAAGUCAGGAAGGUUUGUUUUAUUGUUGAAAGCUCUAAGAAAUAAAGAGAGAGAGAGAGAGAGAGAGAGAGAGAGAGAAAGAGAGAAUGGAGGGUUGGUAUUGUGUGAAGGAGCAGAAACGAUGCGUGGGAUGGGUGGAAACGUACUUCAAGGAUUGUCUUUGCAAUCUAAGAGACGACACGUCGUUCGGUUUCGGCCUCGUAAGUUUAUUAUGUUGGGGACUUGCUGAGAUCCCUCAAAUCGUUACCAAUUUCCGUACCAAAUCCAGCCAUGGCGUUUCUCUCCUCUUCCUCCUCACUUGGGUCGCCGGUGAUGUGUUUAACCUUGUGGGGUGCCUUCUGGAACCUGCCACGCUUCCCACACAGCUCUACACAGCACUGCUUUACACGGUGAAUACGAUAGUUUUGGUAUUGCAAAGUGUUUACUAUGAUUACGUCACUAAAUGGUGCAUCGACCGCAAGAGCAAAUCUGAUCAAACGGUGGAAGAGGAGAAAACGCCGUUGAAAGGGAACAAAGGGGUUGGGUAUGCGGGAAUUCCAAUUCCGAAAGCUUCGCCGAAGCCAACUCCUCGCCGGGAAUUCUACUACACGUCAGCUCGAUCCUUGGCCGGAAGCGACACGCCGCCGUUUCGAGCGUUUCUACGCCUGCCGAAAAGUGGGCCCUCCGCUCUCGGUAAUGACAGCUCAUCUUCCGAUGAGGAAUCUGACACAGCCGCCGUCUUCUCCCAUUCCGCUGUCACCCAGCCUCGCCCCAUUCCUCGAUCGGUUGGUUAUGGAACAUUUUUAGCAGCAUCAGCAAACUUGCCAUUCCAAAGUAAGGGCUUCUCAGAUGGAUUUAGUGGAAGGAAACUUUUACAAGAACAUUCAAGUCAUAGUGGUUUUGGCCAAUUGUUGGGUUGGCUCAUGGCUGCCAUUUACAUGGGUGGUCGACUCCCUCAAAUUUGGUUAAAUAUCAAAAGAGGAAGUGUGGAGGGGCUGAAUCCUCUCAUGUUUGUGUUUGCCUUGAUUGCUAAUGCCACUUAUGUAGCAAGCAUUGUAGUGAGAAGUACAGAAUGGGAGAACAUCAAAGCGAACAUGCCAUGGCUGCUUGAUGCUGUUGUUUGUGUCCUCCUUGACUUAUUUAUAAUUCUUCAGUACAUAUAUUACAGAAGAUUUAGAAGGAAGAGACAAAGUGGAGGAAGAGAUCAGUUCAAAGAUUAUGAAGAAGCAACAAAACAUGCAAUAACCUUAUGACCUAUUUAAUUAAUUAAACAAACCCCUUUUUAUUAUUCUUCUUAAUUGCUUUUGCAUGCCUUCCAUUAAUUAGAGAUGUAAAGAAAAUGAGAUCCUUUUAGCCUUCUUACUAAGUGUGAUUCAAGUGGAGAUCAGAUCCAAGUGCUCAAACUUGUGCCAGCCAAUGCAAUGAGUUUUCAAAUGAGUGCGUAGUUGAAUAGUAUUCUUUUUGCUGUUCUCGAAGGAUUUAUUUUAGACUUGUUUAGUUUGGAGUUGAAAUACAAAUAAUUGCAGUAUGAAUUUGUCUUUUUGUGGGUAUCCAAGAUGGAGAAUACCAAUUACUAUUAUUAUUAUUA